Messenger RNA from Tetranychus urticae (two-spotted spider mite), 2934 nucleotides. NCBI's taxonomy places the organism in Eukaryota, Metazoa, Arthropoda, Arachnida, Trombidiformes, Tetranychidae. The record is from RefSeq and is a predicted model, not a curated record.
AUGAAGGAUGAUAAAGGGAUGAACCCAAGAAAAUGUAACUAGAUCAAUAGAUGUGUCACCAAGAAUCAAUCUGCUCAACGAUAAACUCCCUCAAGGUUUUGCAUGAUCAUGUGAUGAAACAUUUUGGGCCAAUCGGAAUGCUUCAGGCCAACAUCUUCAUCAUCUUUAUAUUUCCAUUUAACUUCAACAUUCUCAUCAUACAUCAUCAUCUUAUCUGUCGCACUUUUCGUUACUUUCUUUCUUCUUCUAAAUUAUCCUCACUUGAUCAUCAUCUUCUUCUUCCUUCCCUUUCUUCUGUUUCAUCCAAUUCAACUGGGAGGGAAUCUGUUGUAGCCUGGGAUUGAGUUUGCACUUAUCUGUUUGCUCAUUCCCUUUCAACCAGAUAAGACACAAAAUCUGACGACUAAAUGUUCCAAUGUUGAUUGACACAGCUUUUUGUCUUCUUUCCAAGUAAACAAUUCCAACCUAUAACCUGUAACCUGUUCACCCUUAACCCUGAGUAAUUAUCUUGUCAUUUGGUGAGAGCGAAUCGGCCAAAUUUCAAAUUUCAAAAGUGAAUGGAAAACAAAAAGAAGACCAGAAAAGAAGAAAAAAACGAAAACUUUUGAUUCGCCUUCCUUCGCCAAGUGUGUCCAUUCCCCUCGCCCUGAUCAUCUUCCCUCUCUCCCAUCGCUCAUCAUCUUAGAAGAGCAAAAGAAAAACAAAAAAAAACUUUCAGUUGAAUAACUUAUUGUUUGGUGAUUCACAAAAAGCAUGUCAACCAAUCCAAAGAUUACCGAAUCUCAAUCACUGGGAUCAACAUCUUCACCCAAUUCAUCAUCAACCAAAUUUCAAUGUUCAUCAAAUCAAUCAUGUAAUGCUCCCAGUAACACCAGUAAUAGCAAACCCAUUGGCUCAAACAGUAAUUUAACCUCAAAUAGUAACCUUUGUACAGCUAAUAAAAAUAUUGCAAACUCUUUUCGAGUUGACACCAAAAGUGAACUCGUCGAUGGUAAAGUUAAAACAAGUGUUUUCCAGCAACAAAUCAACUUAUCUUCUUGCUCAUCAUCACCUCAACUCUCGGGUGGACCUGAAGGCCGAUCAAGCGAGUUAAACUGUAAAUCGCUUUGCAAUCCAAUGAAAAGUACAAAUGAUUCAAAGGUUUCAUUAGACGACAGAUGUAACAAUGAAGACGAUGAUCAGGUCGAUGAUGACAUUGAUGACAAUAUUGCAACUGAAUGUUUACUCAAUGAAGGUUUACCAAUUAAACUUGACCUGGUUCGAUCGAUAAGCUCAAAGAGCAGUUUAUUCAAUGCAUUUCGCGAUAAAUCACUUGAGAUUGUUAAUGAACAGCAACAGGCAACUUCAACUUCCCCUCACUACAAACUUUCAACUGGAACUGUUGUCAAAUCAUCUUCAUCCUCUUCCUCUGAACCUGAACGUGAAACCUGGGAUUCCAAGAGUGAAUUUUUGCUGGCAGUCAUCGGGUUUGCCGUUGAUUUGGGUAACGUUUGGAGAUUCCCUUUCAUCUGUUAUCGCAAUGGCGGAGGAGCCUUUCUCAUUCCAUACCUGGUUAUGCUCAUUUUCGGUGGUCUUCCUCUCUUCUACCUGGAACUAGCUUUGGGUCAAUAUUAUCGAAGUGGUUGUCUGACUUUGUGGAAAAACAUUUGUCCAAUAAUGAAAGGCAUCGGUUAUGGUAUUUGUUUCAUUGACUUAUACAUGGCCUCCUAUUAUAACACAAUAAUAGCCUGGGCUGUUUAUUAUCUGGUCGUUUCAUUCAACACUGAGCUUCCCUGGACAAGUUGUAACAACACUUGGAACACACCAAAGUGCCGAAACCUAAUUGAACGAGGUUUAAGCAAUACAACCGGAGUAGUCAGUCCAGCACAAGAAUUUUUUGAGCGUUCAGUUCUUCAAAUCCAUGAAUCCAGUGGAAUCGGUGAUAUUGGUCCAAUUAAACCUUCCCUUGCAAUGUGCCUCGGACUCGUAUUUAUUUUGGUAUAUUUUUCAUUAUGGAAAGGUGUAAAAAGCUCUGGAAAGGCGGUUUGGAUUACCGCUACAUUGCCAUAUUUCGUUCUCACUGUGCUUCUUAUAAGAGGAGUCACUCUGGAAGGUUCAAUUGAAGGAAUUAAAUAUUAUCUUUAUCCACAAUGGGAUAAACUUCUUGAACUUCAGGUUUGGAUUGAUGCAGCAACUCAAAUCUUUUUUUCCCUUGGACCUGGAUUUGGUGUACUUCUAGCAUUAUCAAGUUAUAACAAGUUUCAUAACAAUUGUUUCAGAGAUGCCAUUCUCACAAGUAGUGUCAACUGUUUAACCAGCUUCUUGGCGGGUUUUGUUAUCUUCUCCGUUUUGGGUUACAUGGCCAAGGUACUGAACAAAGAUGUUAGCAAUGUAGUAACUCAUGGUGCUGGUUUAGUGUUCAUUGUUUAUCCUGAAGCAAUAGCAACUAUGCAAUAUUCGUCUUUUUGGGCUGUACUUUUCUUCGCUAUGCUUAUAACUUUAGGUUUGGAUAGUACGUUUGCUGGAUUGGAAGCUUUGAUAACUGGAAUCUGUGAUGAAUAUCCUCAUACUAUAAGAAAAAAUCGUGAAAUAUUUGUUGCCAUAUUAAUUAUUGUCAUUUAUUUAUUUGCACUGCCAACAACAACUUACGGUGGUAAUUAUGUUGUCAACCUUUUAGACUCUUACGGAGCUUCAUUUCCACUGUUAUUUAUCGUCUUUGUUGAAUCCGUCGCAAUAUGUUGGAUGUACGGUGAGUAAUACAAAACAUGCUGGAAGAAACUUGAGUUACAAACCUAACAUUUGAUGCCAUCAAUUCAACAGGAGCCAAUAAAUUUGCCCUACAAAUCAAAGAGAUGCUUGGUUAUAUGCCCGGAAUAUUUUGGAGAGCUUGUUGGACAUAUAUUAGUCCCAUCUUUCUUUUCGUAAGAAACAUAAACUCCAUUUUAAUUUACAAAU